UCAGGACAGGGACCACUCAAGGAUUAUGAGAACAGCCAGGAUGCCACUUGAAUGGGUGAUACCAUGGCUCACCCUCUGCCUUGGACUAUCUGCAGCUACCACUGUUAUGGUUCAAACGGUGACUAAAAUGCCAGUUAUUACAGAAGUGCGACCCUCUCACAACGACCAGUUCUGCAGUACAUGGGGAAAAUACCAUUUUAAAACCUUUGAUGGAGAUUUCUUCCACCUUCCUGUCACUUGCAACUACAUCCUUGCGUCACAGUGUAAGGGCAGCUACGAGAAUUUCAACAUUCAGCUCCAGCGACAGGAGAUAAAUGGGGUUGUCACCAUUAAGAAGGUCACUAUGAGACUGGAGGGGAUUGUUGUGGAAUUAGCCAACACUUCCAUCAUUGUCAAUGAAAAGCUUGUCACUGCACCAUUCAGCCAGGCCGGCAUUUCAAUUGGAAAAAGUGCCUCAUAUCUCAAAAUCGAGGCAAAGUUGGGUUUGGUCAUCAUGUGGAAUCAAGAAGACUCUCUUUGGGUUGAGCUGGAUGCAAAAUUCAAGAAUCAGACAUGCGGCCUGUGUGGUGACUUCAACGGCGUCCAGAUUUAUGAUGAGUUCAUCAAAACAGGGUAUUCUGUAACUCCUGAAGAAUACGGGCAGGUCUGGAAAGUCAAUGGUCCCACUGAAAGCUGUGAAGAAAUCUCCUCUACAGCGACGCAGACCUGUGCAAAUAAGAAAGCCCUCUGUGAGAAGCUGCUGUCAGGACCUGCAUUCAUCAGCUGUCAAAACCUGAUUGAUACUGACUCCUUCGUCAAAGCCUGUGUGAAGGACCUGUGCAACUGUAACCGCAACAGCACUUCAUGCGUGUGUUCGACCAUCUCGGAGUACUCUCGUCAGUGCGCUCAUGCAGGCGGGAACCCACAGCAAUGGAAGACUGCACAACUAUGUGCAAAAUCAUGCCCGUUCAACAUGGAGUACAAAGAAUGUGGUAGUCCCUGUACUGAUACCUGCAGCAACUCCCAGAGAAGCCAAGUGUGUGAGGAUCACUGCAUAGAUGGAUGCUUCUGUCCACCUGGGACUGUCUUUGAUGACAUUACACAAAGUGGGUGUGUUGCUGCUGACCAGUGCUCGUGCAUGCACAAUGGCAAACCAUACAAACCAGGAGAAUCCUACUCAAGGGCAUGUCACGAAUGCACCUGUACUCAGGGUCAGUGGAGCUGUAAGGAUAUGGACUGUCCUGGUAUCUGUUCCGUACUGGGUGGCUCCCACAUCUCCACCUAUGAUGACAAAGAAUAUACUUUCCAUGGAGAAUGCUCUUAUGUUCUCACCAAGGAAAUGAAUGGAACUUUCAGUGUCCAUGGUGAACUGGUGAGAUGUGACAAAGACAAAUCAACUUGUCUGACCUCAGUCACUCUAAUACUGCCACUACACACGCAGACGAUUGUAGUUGAAGCCAGUGGACAGGUCUUAUAUAACAAACUCGUCUCCCAACUGCCUCUUUUCAUGGAUGACGUAACAGUGUUCAGACCAUCAACAUUCUUCAUUGUAAUCCACACCACCUAUGGGCUUGACCUUGAGAUUCAGCUCACACCCAUUAUGCAGGUCUACAUCAAAGUCAAUGUGUCCAAUAAGGGAAAACUCAACGGCCUCUGUGGAGAUUUUAACGAUGUUGAAGCUGAUGACUUCAGAACAACAAAUGGACUGAUUGAGGGGACAGCUGGGAUAUAUGCCAACACAUGGAAAACCAAAACAAGCUGCCCUGAUGUGACAGUCACUCUAGGGGAUCCCUGCAGUUUGAGCAUAGAAAAGGAGAAAUAUGCCAAAUACUGGUGCUCCUUGCUGACAGAGCCAAAAGGGAUUUUUUCCAAGUGCCAUUCUGAAGUAAACCCAAAAAACUAUAAAGCUUCUUGUAUUUAUGAUACUUGCACCUGUGAAAACAGUGAAGAGUGCAUGUGUGCUGCCGUAUCCUCCUACGUCCACGCAUGUGCUGCUGAAGGCGUCUUACUAAACGGAUGGAGGGACACCAUGUGCCAGAAAUACACAAGUGACUGCCCCUCUACUUUGGUGUAUGACUACCAAAUGAAAAGCUGUGGUCGCACCUGUCGCUCUCUUAGCCAGUCAGACUUAAUGUGUGAGAUUGAAUUUACCCCACUUGAUGGUUGCGGCUGUGCUGAAGGAACUUACCAAAAUGAGAAGGGAGAGUGUGUGUCAGCUGCACAAUGCUCCUGUCACGUUGGAGACACAGUAGUGCGGCCCGGGCAGAUCAUCAAGGUCAAUGGACAAACCUGCUCCUGCCACGGUGGAAAACUUAGCUGUGCAGGUGGCCACAUAAAUGAAUCAUGCACCGAUCCAAUGGUUUUCUUCAGCUGUUCCAGUGCAAAGCCAGGUGACAAGGGAUCCGAGUGCCAAAAAAGCUGCCAAACUCUGGACACAGAAUGUGUCAGUACACAGUGUAUCUCAGGCUGUGUAUGUCCUGCUGGACUGCUGUCAGAUGGUAAAGGAGGCUGUGUUGAGGAGGAAGACUGUCCCUGCACAUAUAAUGGUCAAUCCUAUAAUUCUGGACAGAAGGUCACUGUGAACUGCAAUACCUGCACUUGCAAAAGCAGAAAAUGGGAAUGCACAGAUCAUCAAUGUGAUGGAGCAUGUACAAUAUAUGGAGAAGGGCAUUAUAUCACUUUUGAUGAAAAGAAAUUCUCCUUUAACGGGCAAUGUGGUUACAUCUUCGCUCAGGAUUACUGUAGUGACGACAUAAAUGGCACCUUCAGGGUCCUGACUGAGAGCAUCCCAUGUGGAUCAACGGAAAGCAUCUGCUCCACUGCUAUCAAGCUCUACCUAGGGAGCAAAGAACUUGUUCUGUCAGAUGAAAAUGUUAGAGUUAUCAAACAAAACAAUGGGGUGGAAAUACCCUAUCACAUCAACACUAUGGGUAUAUAUCUCGUCAUUGAGGCAAAGAAUGGUCUUGUCCUCAUCUGGGAUAAGAGGACAACUCUGAUGAUCAAACUUAGCCCCACAUUCAAGGGAAAAGUGUGCGGUCUGUGUGGGAAUUACGAUGGGAAUAUCAAGAAUGAUUUCACCACCAGAAACAAAGAAGUUGUGGUUGAAGCCCUUGACUUUGGAAACAGCUGGAAAGUUUCGCCUACUUGCCCUAAUGCAAACACGCAAAAAGAUCCCUGCAGCCUGUACUCACACAGGCAGGCAUGGGCAGAUAAACACUGCAACAUUAUCAAGAGCGAAGUGUUUGCUGCCUGUCAUUCAAAGGUGGAACCCCAAGACUAUUAUGAUGCCUGUGUGAAAGACACGUGUGCCUGCAACACAGGUGGAGAUUGUGAGUGUUUCUGCUCAGCUGUUGCAGCCUAUGCAGCAGUCUGUAAUAAGGCCGGAGCCUGCGUGAAAUGGAGAACUCCAAAAAUUUGCCCUCUUUUCUGUGAUUUUUACAACCCUGAGGGAGAAUGUGAAUGGCACUAUGAACCUUGCGGAAAACCUUGCAUGAAGACAUGCAGGAAUCCCUCAGGAAUAUGCUACAAUCAAAUCCCAGCAUUAGAAGGCUGCUAUCCACGUUGCCCUCCUGAAAGAUCUUAUUUGGAAGAAGCUACUAUGAAGUGUGUGUCAAAGGAGGAAUGUGGAUGCUAUGAUGAUAAAGGGGAGCAUUAUGAGGAAGGGAAGCUCAUGCCUUCAAAGGAAAACUGUCAGAACUGUUACUGUUCUUCAACAAAGUUGGAGUGCAAAUAUGAUGUCCAAGCUUGCACUUGCUCAUAUAAAGGACAUGUGUACAAGUAUGGAGAAGAGGUCUAUAACACACAUGAUGGAGAUGGAACCUGUAUCACUGCUGUUUGUGGAAAAAAUGGAACUAUUACAAGAAACAUAAAAAUUUGCACUACAACUCCAGCCACCCCGAUAUCAACAACAGCCUUUGUCUUUAGCACAACUGAAAAACCUACAAAAAUAACAACAAAAAUUACCAUCAAAACAACAACUCAAAUCUCUCCCACUCCAAGUGUGUCGACUGAGGCCGUGACAACAAUUCAGGCCUUCUCUACUGCAAGACAGUCAACAAGGUCUAAGACAACAACUGGGCCAUCGUCCUCAAUGCCUCCUUCUACAACCACUAACUUUACACCCAGCACAAUCAAUAUAACAACCCCUGACUGCUUUGUUUGUAAGUGGUCAGGCUGGAUGAGCAGUCAUUACCCUGACCAAACCCCAGAUGGUGGAGAAUAUGAAACCAUAGACAAAAUUACUGAUCCAAAUAUAAAUGUGUGCAGUAAACGUCUGGAAAUAGAAUGUAGAGCAAAAGAAUACAAAGAUGUACCUUUCAAUCAACUAGAUCAAAAAGUAACAUGUAACUCAAAAGACGGACUGGUCUGUCAUAACAAAGAUCAAAGUAUACCAUCUAUUUGUUAUGACUAUGAAAUACGAGUCAAAUGUUGCAUUGACAAUUGUAAGGCUUCAACCCCAGUUACAUCUUCACCAACAACAACCACAGAAAUAUCCACCACAGUAUCCACAGAAAAGCCCAGGACCCACACAACAACAGAAAAACCCACCACAACAACCCCAAUCACAGAAAUAUCCACCACAGUAUCCACAGAAAAACCCAGUACCCCAACAACAGACAAACCCACCACAACAACCACGAUCACAGAAAUAUCCACCACAGUAUCCACAGAAGAACCCAGUACUGCAGCAACAACAGAAAAACCCACCACACCAAAAACAACCACGGAAAGUCCCAUUACCACUGCUGUAACAACAACCAAGGAAUCCACCACAACAACUCCUGAAGUUGUUACAAAUACAGUGGUUACUACAACACCAUCUACAGGACCUGUGGUUACAAUUACAACUACAACCACCGCAACAGCCAUAAUCACAGAAAAACCCAGCACCACUACAGCUACGACCACAGUAUCCACUGAGAGGUCCAGUACCUCAACAGCAACAGAAAAACCCAUUACCACACCAACUCUUGAAUCGACAACAGUCACAGAAAAAUUGUCCACAACAGCCACAGAAAAGCCUACUACCCCAGCGGCAACAACAACAGAAAAGCCUACUGCUGAAACACCUUCAACUCUUCAGGCUUCAACAUCUGUCAGAACAACUUCAUGUUUUUGCAAUUACAUGGAUAAGAUUUUCUCUCCUGGUACCUUCAUGUACAAUAAAACUGAUGGAGAAGGUUGGUGCUUCACUGCAUACUGCAAUUUGACAUGCAGUGUUGAGAAGCUUGCUAGACCAUGUCCCUCCACUACUCCACCAGCACCUACUACAACCACAUCAAGCUCUGGCACUACAACACAAAUUGGCUCAACAACAAUCAGUACAACUACAGGAACCACUGCAAACUAUCCCAAAGACUGUUCCUAUCUGAACCCACCAAGAAAGAAUGGUGAGUCAUGGAAGCCAACCAACUGCACAACAGAAAAAUGUGAGGAUGGUAAAGUGAUCACAGAACACGUACCAUGUCAACAAGUGACCAUACCUCAAUGCGACAAUGGGUACCAACCAGUUAGAGUCUACGAUGAAGCAGGCUGCUGUUUUCAUUACGACUGCAGAUGUGUUUGCUCUGGCUGGGGAGAUCCUCAUUAUGUGACAUUUGAUGGUCAAUACUACAGCUUCCAGAAAAACUGCACUUAUGUCCUGGUCCAAGAGAUCAUUCCCAAAUACAAUUUUAAGAUUCAUAUCGACAAUGAAAACUGUGAUGCCUCUGGAGCUGUGACCUGUGCUAAAGCCUUGAUCGUGUAUUACAAAAACUAUGAAAUUAUUCUUACACAGACGAGAACCCCAAAGACCAUAAACAUGGUGUUCAUCAAUGGCAAGCAGGUAUUCCCAACCUACUCUAAUAAGGACUUCACCAUCACAAGUACAGCAAUUGAGCUGCUUUUGAGAAUCCCAGAAAUUGAAGCAGUUGUGAUGUUCAAAGGACUUUUAUUCAGUGUUGAAUUGCCAUUUUCCCUUUUCCAUAACAACACAGAGGGACAGUGUGGUAUCUGUGACAACAAUAAGAAAAAUGACUGCAGAUUACCAAAUGGCCAGAUUCAUCCUUCAUGCUCUGAGAUGGGACAUGAAUGGCAUGUCCAUGAUAAGAAUAAGCCAUAUUGUGAAAAACCUCCUCCUCCUCCACCACCACCACCACCAUCACCAUCACCACCAUGCAAACCUGUUAUCUGUGAAAUUUUGAUCAGCAAGGUGUUUGAGGAAUGCCACAAAGUAAUCUCACCACAGCCCUUUUAUGAGGCCUGUAAAUUUGACGUUUGCCACAUGCCAAAUUCUACCGUGGGUUGUUCCAGUCUGGAGGCGUACGCUUUAAUGUGUGCUGAAGCAUCUGUCUGUGUACCCUGGAGGAAUGCUACUAAGGGACAGUGUGAAUAUAAAUGUCCAGCAAAUAAAGUCUACAAGCCUUGUGGGCCAGUUUUUGUGCCAACUUGCAAUGCAAGGUACAAUGAGAAGUAUACACAAGAAUGCCAGGGAGAAAAAGCCAACCAGAACACAGCCUGUACUCAGAUCACUGAGGGAUGCUUCUGUCCAGAGGGGAUGACUUUGUUCAGUUCAAACUCUGACAUCUGUGUCACUUCCUGUUGCACUGGACCUGAUGGCCAACCUAAACAGCUUGGGGAGACUUGGCAGACUGACUGUCAGCAGUGUGCAUGUGAUAAGGACACCCUGAGUGUCCAGUGUAAGCCUGUUACAUGUCCCACUCAACAACCAGUAACCUGCACUGAGGAAGGUGAGGUCUUGGUGAACCGUACAGUAGACUGCUGUGAGAGACUGACAUGUGAAUGUGAUAAGAGUCGCUGUUCAUCACCACCAAAGUGCAAAGUGGGAUUUGAGUUGGACGUCCACAUCUCAAAUGAUAGUUGCUGCCAGUCUUACCUCUGUGUUCCCAAAGGCGUUUGUGUCUUCAAUUAUACUGAGUACAAGCCGACUAUGGAUUUCUCCAAAAACCCAUGUGAAACCUGCCACUGUACUGAAAAUCAGGAUCCCAACACCAAGUUGAACAUCAUUGACUGUCAUGUGAUACAGUGUUUAACAACGUGUCCAGAGGGCCACGUGUAUGAACCCAAACCUGGAAAAUGUUGUGGGUCAUGCAAAAGGACAAGCUGUGUUUUGGAUUUACCAGGUUCCACUCCAAUAAUCAUCAAUCCUUCUCAGUCUUGGUCACCACCAAAUGACAACUGUACCAAGUAUGACUGCCAAAAGGUGAAGGAUGAGUUCAUAGUCUCCAAAAACCAAACAACAUGUCCUGAAUUUGAUCCACAAAACUGCGUUCCUGGAACUGAACAAACUGACAUGAAUGGUUGUUGCAAAAUCUGUACUCCUCGUCACAACUGUCAAAAGAACAAGAACACCACCUAUCUGCAGACAAAGAAUUGCACGUCAGUUGUGCCAGUGGAAAUUACAGCUUGUGAAGGUUCCUGUGGCGCAUCAUCAUCAAUGUACUCUGCAGAGAGCAACAGUUUGAUGCAUUUGUGCACAUGCUGUCAAGAAAUGGCCACCAGUAAGAAGGAAGUGGAGAUGAUCUGCUCUGAUGGCAGCAAGAUAAAGCACACAUACAUUUCAGUUGACAAGUGUGGCUGCAAAGUCGCCGAAUGUACUAAGACCACCACAGACUAAUGUCAAAAUUUUGAAACUGAAAACGAAUAUGACUAAAGUACUUUUGUAAACUUUCCUCUCCAAAAACUAUUAGAGAAUCAAGACUCAUGAAAACCACCAAAGACACACCUCAUGCAUUAGCUGAUGAGUAAAAUGAGUAAUAAAACACAGCAGCCUGAAAAGUUUUUCAUCGAACAAGAGUAUCGUUUUGAGCUGUUAAUACCUUCAUGUUUUAUGUCAGUAAUGCUAAAUGGUGAUAAAAUGUAUCCUACACUUCUGGAUACCAGACAUUUUAGCUUUCCCAAUAACAAUCAUCAUUUUCUCAUUUAUUGUCAUGGGGAGCAGGUUCAGAUAGUGCCUCAUGAUGACAACACAUAUUGGUGUCAUGGUCUCUUUUAGCUUUUGAAACUAUAUGAUAUGGUGUUUCGGCCUUAAAGGGUGUUUUUUCUUCCUUUUAUUUUAAGUGACUUCAGAGAUAAAAGACACAUGAAUGGAUUCAUAUAUACAUUAAAUUGGAGCAAUACCUUGACUGUCUUUGCUAUGGAAAAAGAUGUUAGAUAUUUUUAUAUUGUGGUAAAAUGCGGAAGAUUCAAAACAUAGAUUGAAAUUUUGAAUGAUUAUUAGUUAUUACGUAUUACAGAACCAUCAGCAUGAAUUAUCUCAUAAUUUACUCAGUAUAUAAAGCAAAGAGUGCAAAGAUUAUCCAGACUUCUUUUUCCAACAUGUGAUGUUGGAAAAAUAUCACACUUCUGAUGUGUCACACUUCUGAUGUCUUCUCUUAUUAAAACCCACAUAUUUGCUGA
Molecule: messenger RNA, 8376 nt
Organism: Toxotes jaculatrix (banded archerfish)
Lineage: Eukaryota; Metazoa; Chordata; Actinopteri; Toxotidae
Product: mucin-2-like
Exons: 49
Coding region: 26-7594 (2522 amino acids)
Cellular component (GO): extracellular matrix
Molecular function (GO): protein binding
Source: RefSeq, a predicted model, not a curated record